AACCGGAAGAUAAACAACCCGUUUCCUCUACUGGCUGGAGAAACAAACCAUGGCUGCUACAGGAGCCGGGUCUCCUGCUGCCAGCCGGCUGGUCCAGUAUGUGGUGGUCCGGUCGGAUCUGGUCCACCAGCUGUCCUGGCCGCUCGGAGCCGUCAUCACCCAGGCCUGUCACGCUGCUACCGCCGCCAUCCACCUCCACUACGGAGACCCAGACACUCAGCGCUACCUGGCCGAGCUGGACAACAUGCACAAAGUGGUGCUGGGGGCUCCAGACGAGGCCGCCCUUUCCGGUCUAUCAGAGAGUCUAACACAGGCUGGCGUGGCCCACAAGCUCUGGAUCGAACAACCAGAGAACAUCCCCACCUGCUUGGCUCUGAAGCCAUGUCCCAAAGAGACUGUCCAGCCACUGAUGCGCAAGUUCAAACUCUUCAAAUGACUGCCUUGAAAGACAUCGACCAGCUAUGGAUUACAGUGCAUGUCAGUAUCUAAUUUCAUCUAUAAAAGGAGAACAUUGUGCUCUUCUACUCGGUGCAUCCAAACAUCUGCAAUGUCCAAGAUUUAAGUCGGAAAAUAAGGUAGAAAAAACACAAAAGGUAUAGCAUUUAUUUUGUGAUGUUAUUAUAGCUUGAUAGAAAAGAAAGCAAUUAAUUUUGCCAAAAUUUAACAAAACAAAGUUAACAUAUAUACAUUUUAAUAAUGUAAAAAACAAAACUGGACCAUGUGUUAUGAAUGUAUUUGACUUGUAGCCACAGAAAAGUUAUUGUAUUUCUCAAGUGGUCUAACUUAAUCUGUUCUAAACACAUACAAUAAAUAAAUAAUUAUUGUUUACACAUUGUAAUUAGAGUGCAUGUUAUCACACUGACAAUUAGGGAUGCACCAAUCUGACUUUUUCAGUCCCAAUACCGAUACCUGGGCUUUGGGUAUCGACUGAUACCGACUACCGAUCUGUUACAAGUGUUUAAUUAAAAAGCUGUAUGCCUCACUGUGUGUAA
Messenger RNA from Sebastes umbrosus (honeycomb rockfish), 992 nucleotides. It is a transcript of the gene ptrhd1, whose product is annotated as peptidyl-tRNA hydrolase domain containing 1. The transcript has 2 exons. The record is from RefSeq and is a predicted model, not a curated record. Gene Ontology annotation, molecular function: peptidyl-tRNA hydrolase activity. Bases 50 to 436 code for a protein of 128 amino acids. NCBI's taxonomy places the organism in Eukaryota, Metazoa, Chordata, Actinopteri, Perciformes, Sebastidae.